GAAACUCGUGCGCUCGAGAAACCUGACCAAAAUUCGGCUGCACCAGCUAGUCAUCUUCCGUUCGCUCGACCGUAAAUAAGCCAAUCGCAGAUCCCAGCUAGCAAUCUUUCGAACGUCGGUCUUUUCAUUUUAGUUGGAAGCAUUUCGGUGGAAAAUUUUCGAAGUGCAGUGCCGAGCAAAGCCGUGAGAAGAAGCGUAAACUCAACCGAGCUGUGAUUUUUUUUUCGUUUUUUAGUCAAGAGAUACGAGUACUUCUAGAAAUUGGGGCUGUGCAGUGCAGCUUCAAAGGGAAAGCUGAAUAGCAUAAGUGCAUAUUGCAGGGGUUUCUCGCUUCAAGCAGUGAAUAAACUGCACAAUUAAAAGGUCGGAAAAGCCGAGUUCCAGUCAUAGAAGGAAAAAACAAGUGAAGUAACUGGAAGAGCCCUUAUAGCUGACCCAUUUCUUUCCGUAUAUGCUUUAUCAUUUAAACUCAUAGUGCAAAGGUAGAAUUUAAGCUGCUGGGUACGCUCCGUGAGCGAAACUAAACUUCAAAAGAAGAAGAAAAGUAUUUUAGUACCAGUCCCCGAACGAAAAAGUCUGUUGAACAAUCCUACACUACAUUAAGUACACACGAGCCAAACUGUGCAAAAGGUUAAGUUACGUACGAAGUUAAUCAGAAUCAAGACAGAGGAGCAGCUGAGUGAUUCAUCGAGUUGGUGCACAACGAAAUACCAGACGAAUUCUGAGUUUCACCCGAAGCAAGAAAUGAAAAAUGGAGCAGUUUGAACAACUUUUAACGUGUUGCGUGUGUCUGGACAGAUACCGCAAUCCGAAACUUUUACCAUGUCAGCACUCGUUCUGCAUGGAGCCGUGCAUGGACGGCCUCAUCGACUACGUGAAACGGCAGGUGAAAUGUCCCGAAUGCCGAGCAGAACACCGCAUCCCCUACCAGGGAGUGCAGGGCUUCCCGACGAACGUCACGCUGCAACGCUUCCUGGAGCUGCACAUCGAGAUCACUGGCGAACUGCCGGAUCCGACGUCUGGCCAAAUCAUGGAACGGUGCAACGUGUGUUCAGAAAAAGCGUACUGUGCGUCGUGCGUUCACUGCGACAAGAAGAUCUGCCCGGACUGUAAGGGAGCCCACAUGGACAUCCUGCGGCGCGAAAUCAACCGCAUCAACAAUCAGAUCCGGCGCGGUUUGCAUCGUCUGAAGGAAGUCCUUGCGGUGGUCGAGAAGAACGCACAGAACCUGCAGAACAACUGCGGAAGCGUGUCGGAGGAAAUCGAUGAGAUCUCCCGCCGGCUGCAGAAGGCACUCAAGGACAGGACAGAUUUUCUGCGUGGCGAAAUGGACAAGUACAUAUCGACGGAGCUGAAGAAUGUAUUGACCAUGAAGGAGAAUCUGGAGCUGGAGAUUGCCAACAUCCAGAGCAAUUCCGAUCUGGCCGAGAAGUUCAUGAACGAAGGAACGGUCGAGUGGGAUGACUGUGAACUAAUGGAUACGAAGGAGAUAUUCUUGCGAACGGUAGAUUUCAUCAGGAAUUUUGACUGCGAAACUAUGGACUACAGCAGAAAGGUGCGAUUCAUUAUGAACAUUGACCCGAACAAGCUGAUCAUGGAGGUUUCAUCGUACGCGGAUCUGAAACUGCCGACGGAUUCAUCUGGAACAAGCCAAAGUCAGAGUAUGCUGCUGCAGCCUCCGUCUGGUCCGGGACUGAUGCGAUCGAAGAGUGAUCAUCGAUUGGCAGCUCAGUUCCGCCAGCAGGAAGCUCAAGGAUGGAAUCCAGAUGAUGAACCUCUGCUUGGUGGACGUAAGUUUGGUGAACGACCAAUCAAACCUGUGCAAGAGAAAGAGAAGUACGGAAAUGAAUCACGGUAUGGUCGUGGAAACGAUUACGACUAUGAUGAUGAGCCGUCCACUAGAUCGAAGGGACGCUUUCGAUCGAGGUUUGCCCGUAGCCAUCAGUUGGACAACGACUCAGACAACGAGUCCAAGCAGGUCCGUUUCAACGAUAAGGAAGACAAUAAGUCGAACAAGGUUACCAGCACUGAAGACGUAGCCAAGGGUCCUCUGAGUGGAAUCUUCCGUCUUAUGGAUUCGCCUCGAGUGAUGAAGCGUUUGCAAGAUUCGGAGAAGGGGAAAACGAAAAAGGCCGCACCCGUACCAACUCCAACGGUUCCAAAACCCGUUACUCCUGUUUCCGUGAAACCAAAAGUAACGACAGCCAGACAACUCUCUGAAGAUGAUGAAAUUGCAAAGAUCAAAAGGCAAAACAAGGGAGCAUCGACGAGUUCAACAACUACGACAACUCCAACUCCAGUCUCUCCAGUAACUACCGAACCGGAACGUCCAGCUGCCGAGCGAGUUUCCGCACUGAAGGCCCGUGUAACAGCAGCUGCAGCAGCCGCUGCCGCCGCCACCAGUGAUGAAAGUGACAGUUCUCCUGCUUCGCCAACUCGGCGAUCGUCUCCGCAUGUCGAGGCCGAUAGUGAUCAGGAUGAUUCCGAACGUUCGAGCCGCUCGAGACAAUCUUCUGCCGUCAAGGCAGCAACUCCCGCCCCAUCGCAGCAGAAGAAACCCACCCGUUCGGCUAGCAGUGAAUCGAGCGAAUCCAGUGAAUCGUCCAGUGCUUCUCCCGUUCCGACGCCAACCCGUGUCGAGGAACCAGUCCGACCAAAACCAUCGAUUCUGAAAAAUGCCGAACCGGCUCGCAAUACCGCAUCUCCGACCCCCAACCGCUCGUCACCCACGGAGAAGAAGCCUUUCCAGAGCCGAUUCCUGCCACAGACUCAAACUCAGCAACCAGAAAAGAAGGAAGAAUCCGAAAGCAGUAGUGAAGAGGAGAGCUCAUCGGAAGAAGAAUCCUCCGAAGAAGAAGAGGAAGAAGAGAAGCCAGCACCUAGACCAACUCCAACGGUCACUUCAACAGCUUCGCUCCACCGAACCGAACAGCCAAGUUCCCCUCUGCUGAGUCGUGUGCAAGCCCGGGAAGCUGCAGCCGCUGAUACUCGAAAGACCUCCCGCGAAGAAACCCGCCCCAGUGGUUACUCCAGUCCAACCAGUUACCAUCGUAGCACGAGCACCUACGACCGGGACGAGAGCCCCAAGUACGGAUCUCCAUCGUCCUCGUCCGCUUUGCGAUCUCGAACGACCGCCCACGUGGAACCGGAACCGGAGAACAAAUACGGCAGCUCUGGAUACACCAGCCGGUUCCUGAACAAGAGCAAGAGUACGGCCGUGGUCGCGGAUGAUGAUGCCACCGGAGACGACUCCGACAGCCGACUGGGCAGCAACCGUAGCCGGUUUAGCGCGUUGGCCGAUCGGAGGAACCGUUUGGCCCGCAGCCGCUCGUCCCACAACUUCGGCAACGAAGACGAGGAAGACGAACCGGUAUCGCCGACCACCUCGUCACCGUCGGCCUAUCUCGCUUCGAGAUAUGGUGCCUCUUCCUCCCUGGCAUCGCAACCGGCCGACCUGUCCCGCAGCCGUUCGACCCACGCUCUCAAGUCCCGAGAACCAUCUCCAGACCGCAACACCGGCAGCGAUAAGGAUGGAGCCGCUCUCAGUUCGUGGGCUCGCUACCUGAAGAACAAGUACGGCAACCGCUCCACCAAGGACAGCAAAGACACCCCGUCCAGUUCUUCACUCUCCGCAACGUCCUCCUCGUUGGCCUCCCCGUCUACGUCAUCGUCCGCGUCGUCCUCGGCAGCUGCCCGACGACUCAGCCUUGGCCUCCCCCUGCGCCAAAGCGACAUCCUCAGUUCCGAUGAUGAUUCAAAAAACGGGGUAGGCUCCCCUACCUCUCCUACGGCAACAGCAGUAGUCGGUAUACCAGGGGCAGCAGGUAUGUCCCCUAGGACUCAGUACCUGCAGAAGCGCCGACAGCUGUUCCAGAUAGGAGGUCGGGGGAGCGAACCCGGUUCCUUCACGUGGCCCCGCGGCAUCGCCGUGGGCCCGGACAAUAGCAUCGUGGUCGCGGACUCUUCCAACCAUCGCGUCCAGGUGUUCGAUUCCAACGGUAUCUUCGUGAAAGAGUUUGGCCAGUACGGCAAUGGGGACGGCGAGUUCGAUUGCCUGGCGGGUGUUGCCGUCAACCGGAUCGGACAAUUCAUCAUAGCCGAUAGAUACAAUCACCGCAUUCAAGUGCUGGAUCCGGCUGGACGUUUCUUGCGUUCGUUCGGUAGCCAGGGUACGGCCGAUGGCAAGUUCAACUAUCCGUGGGGCAUCACCACCGAUGCCUUAGGCUUCAUCUACGUAUGUGAUAAGGAAAAUCAUCGUAUUCAGGUCUUCCAAUCGGACGGCACCUUCAUCGGUAAAUUUGGCAGCGGCGGCAAGGAGGAAGGCCAACUCGAACAUCCACACUACAUUGCCGUCUCCAACACGAAUCGUGUCAUCGUUUCCGACUCGAAUAACCAUCGUAUUCAGAUCUUCGACGUCAACGGUCGCGUUCUGACUACGUUCGGAAGCGAAGGCUCCGAUGAAGGCCAGUUUAAGUUCCCAAGGGGUGUCGCGGUCGAUGACCAGGGCUAUAUCUGCGUGGCCGAUUCCGGCAACAAUCGUAUUCAGAUCUUCCACCCGGACGGCAGUUUCCUGCGGGCGUUCGGUUCCUGGGGUUCCGGUGAUGCCGAGUUCAAGGGCCUGGAAGGAGUGGCCAUCAUGUCCAACGGCAACAUCCUGGUUUGUGACCGGGAGAACCAUCGCGUUCAAGUGUUCUAGGACGUUCGGGACUUCCGUUUUCUGAUACAGACGUCAAUUACUUCACGGAAAUCUCGGAUGGAAUUCAAAAUCGAACGGAAAAGUUCAAUGCGUGCCUUACUCGGAAUCAAUUUGCAUAAAAUACUGUUGGGCAAUCGAGACGACAGAGACGAAUCAUGAGAAGCCCGAACGCAGCCCGGAAUGCCGUUAUAUUUCAGGCGUCAGUUGUUCGGAAUUAUUCUUUGGAAUCGCGCCCAAAACAGAUUUCACAAUUUACUUGUUCUAGUCCAGUGAAUGCUUUGGUAAUCAUUUUCUUAUCUAUUAUUAAUUUGCAAACCCCCGUCUAUAAGACACAAGUUAUGUUGAUGUUGUUUUGCGAUUUUACGCUGAUUGGAUCGAAGAUUUUUUGCCCAAUAGAAAAUUGUAACGAUACUAAUUGAAUCAAAUGUAGCGACCGAAGUGGAAAAAUAUGAGCUAUUGAAUCUGGAUAAUGAAAAUGUUUUAGAAUAAUAAUAAAGAUUUUGAUUUUUGUGUUUGAACAUCUAA
Molecule: messenger RNA, 5221 nt
Organism: Aedes aegypti (yellow fever mosquito)
Lineage: Eukaryota; Metazoa; Arthropoda; Insecta; Diptera; Culicidae
Gene: tn
Product: RING finger protein nhl-1
Exons: 12
Coding region: 752-4696 (1314 amino acids)
Biological process (GO): protein polyubiquitination; negative regulation of translation; proteasome-mediated ubiquitin-dependent protein catabolic process
Molecular function (GO): protein binding; translation repressor activity; metal ion binding
Source: RefSeq, a predicted model, not a curated record